Nestor notabilis (Kea) is the source of this 1968-nucleotide messenger RNA. It is a transcript of the gene DRC7, whose product is annotated as dynein regulatory complex subunit 7. Gene Ontology annotation, biological process: flagellated sperm motility. Lineage: Eukaryota; Metazoa; Chordata; Aves; Psittaciformes; Psittacidae. The record is from RefSeq and is a predicted model, not a curated record. Gene Ontology annotation, cellular component: motile cilium.
AUGGAUGCCCUGGAGGAGAAGAAGGAAGAUGAGCAAAGAGUGGAAGAAAAGCUGAAGGGUUUGGCAGUCAGUGGUGACCUCCAGGAUGUGGAGACAAAGGUGCCUGUGGAGCAAGACUGUUUUGCCUCCUCCUGCCCUGGAAUUGAUUUUGGCUGUAGCUCUGUUGACAUGUCCCAAUUGCCGUCCUCAUACAAGACCAAUUCGCCCAAGGAAAAGCAGCUGCUGCACAUCGCUGAUGAUUUCCUCCAGCAAUAUAUUCACCUCUGUCUCUUCCUCCACCCAGUCAACGAGUGUGGAGUGGAGAAGUUUGUGAGCACAACGAUGAGGCCAACCCUACUGCCUUACACAGAGCUGUACACCUGGGAUGGAUGUGCCAGCUUCAUCUCCAAUUACCUUGUCAUGGAGCCCCUCGAGUGCCCUAUCACUCUGCCCACUUCACUCUAUUCCCCAACCACCACCCUGAAACGCCAGCGAGGGAACUGCUUUGACUUCAGCAUGCUGCUGUGCUCCAUGCUUAUCGGGGCCGGGUAUGAUGCCUACUGUGUGCAGGGCUAUGCCACCCUUGAGACAUGCACCCUGGAUGAGACACAGGAGCUGUGCCCACUGCUCAGGAAGCCACUGGAGGUACCAAAACAGGAGGUGAAGAAAAAGUAUAGAAUUAAGCCCAUACCAGACAUGCAGAGCAUGCAGGAGGCCAAGAAGGCAGCAGCAAAUGAAGCUGCUCAGAAGGACAAGGAAAGAGAUGAGAAGGUGAUGGGAAAACCCAAGCCUGAACCUUUGCAUGGCUUGCGGGUGCAUGCAUGGGUUUUGGUUCUGUCUGGGAAGAGGGAGGUUCCUGAGACCUUCUUCAUCAACCCCUUCACGGGAAACAGACACAAUACGACAGAUAAAUGCUUCCUUGGGAUCGAGAGCGUCUGGAACCACAGGAACUACUGGGUGAACAUGCAGGACUGCAGGCUCGGCUGCAAGGAUCUCACCUUUGACUUGAGUGAUGCUAUCCGCUGGGAAAUCAUGCUUUCAGAGAGCAACCCUCUUCAGCUGCUCCCUGAGGAGGAAGAAGAGUUAUUUGACAGUGACACGGUGAGUGAGCCAAAUGGCUCUUGUGCAAAGAGAGUGAGUUUUGACAUGCCACCAUCGUGGGUAGCUCCAAUUCGGAUACCUCCCAGAGAGUUUGAGACCCGCUAUUGCCAGGGGAAGAAGGUGACUCUGUACAACAAAGCAAAACUAGAGAAAUGGGCACCAUACCUGAAUGGCAAUGGGCUGGUGCAGCGCCUCACCAUCUACGCAAAGCCAGACUAUACUGAUGUAGUGGAGGUGAGAGAGUGGUUUGAAAACCGAGAAGACAUGCUGGUUAGGAGAGAAAUGAAUAAACAAACACAGCUGACCACAGACUACUUCAGCAAAGGACAUUCCCUCUGUCUUAAAGCUCAUACCUGUACGUCGCUGGAACCCAAGACUGGACAUACAAUGGAGUUCUACAGUGAGGCACGAGUUGAUGGCCUCCAGAAGCGUGUUGAAACUGCUAGUGAGAUGACAGAGUACUUUGUGGGGCGGGAUGACUUCCUCUACCUCCGGCACAUCAACUUUGGCGAACGAGGAGAGGAAGCACAGAGAACUGACAUUAACUCCCAGCCUAUCGUGCAAAUCAAGGAGUGUUUUCACAGAAAUCCAGAAAAGCCUGCUGAUGAAGAUGUCGCAGAAUGUAUCUUUCUGAUCACAGAGGAGGACAUCCAUCUGACAUACCACCUCAAAGAUAAAUACAUUACUGCCUCAAAGAAGCUUUUCCACAAACUGCCAGAGAGGGAUAGUAAAGGACAUAAAGUCUUCAUGACCCCAGAACCAUGCAUGACAUACCAGGCAGGGUCCUUUGAGAAAGGCAAGAGUUUGUUCCAUCUGUACAACUUGUUGAAGGAGCUGACAGCGAAAGAGAAGUGGCUGAAGGAACAAGCCCGGCAAUCUGAAGCAGAG